AGUGGCGGCGGGGCGGCGGGGCGGCCCCGGCUGUUGUUAUUGUGGGGCUGGUCUGCGCCGCGCGAAGAUGGCGGCUGGGCAGGGGGGUGGCGGCGGCAACGGCGGCGGCAACAACGGCAACGGAGCGGGGGGGCUGGGGAUCCCCGCUCACCUCACUCUCUCCUUCUCGGCCGGGCCGCACUGGGGCGCGGCGACUCUGCCGCAGCCGCACACGGUGCGCAGCCUGGACCGGGCCCUGGAGGAGGCGGGCAGCUCGGGCAUCCUCUGCCUCAGCGGGAGGAAGCUGCGCGACUUCCCCGGCAGCGGCUACGACCUCAGCGACACCACGCAAGCAGAUCUUUCAAAGAACAGAUUUACUGAAAUUCCUCCUGAUGUCUGGCUGUUUGCACCACUGGAAACUUUAAAUUUGUAUCACAACUGCAUCAAAUCCAUUCCAGAAUCUAUUAAAAACCUGCAAAUGCUUACCUACCUUAACAUUAGUCGAAAUCUUCUAUCAACGUUGCCAAAGUACCUGUUUGAUCUUCCACUUAAAGUUCUGGUUGUUAGUAAUAAUAAGCUGGUCUCCAUUCCAGAAGAAAUUGGAAAGUUGAGAGAUCUAAUGGAGCUGGAUAUUAGCUGCAAUGAACUUCAGGUUCUUCCCCAGCAAAUAGGAAAAUUGCAGUCACUUAGAGAAUUAAACAUAAGAAGAAAUAAUCUCCAUAUGUUGCCAGAUGAAUUAGGAGACCUUCCCUUGGUAAAGCUGGAUUUUUCUUGUAAUAAAAUUACAGAAAUUCCAAUUUGUUACAGAAAGUUACGUCACUUACAAGUUAUAGUUCUGGAUAACAAUCCAAUGCAGAUACCACCAGCACAGAUAUGUUUAAAGGGUAAAGUACAUAUAUUUAAAUUCCUCAGCAUUCAGGCGUGCCUCAGAAUAGAUAAAAAACCAGAUUCUUUGGAUCUUCCGUCAUUAGGUAAACGAAUCCCCUCUCAGCCACUCACAGACAGCAUGGAGGACUUUUAUCCCAAUAAAAAUCAUGGACCAGACUCUGGCAUCGGAAGUGAUAAUGGGGAUAAAAGGUUGUCCACAACAGAACCAUCUGAUGAUGAUACAAUCAGCCUUCACUCCCAGGUAUCAGAAUCAACAAGGGAACAGACAUUAAGGAAUGACAAUCAUGUAAUGGGAAAUAAACUCGAUCCGCAGAAAGACCAGGAGGUGUAUGAUUACAUUGAUCCGAAUGCAGAAGAGGGAGCUGUUCCUGAGCAAGGAGAUGUACAGAUUGGACCAUUACUGUCUUAUAUCAAGGAACGGGGAAAACAUCCUGAGAAAUCCCAGAAAAUAGAACAGAAUGAGGACUGGGGAGAUGAAAAAAGACUUCAGAAAGAACAGCUGCUGGCUGAAGAUGAUGAUGAACUCAAAGAAGUGACUGACUUGAGAAAAAUAGCAGCUCAGUUACUGCAGCAAGAACAAAAACACAGACGAAGGCCAUUAAGCUAUAGAACUUCAUUCAGUGAAAAACUCUUCCAGAGGACAAGGGCGGCAGGACGUGCAUCAAGGCUUCUUAAUCAUUCAGUUUCAGUAAGCACAAGGAACAGGGCAAAGCAGCCAAUGGAAUCUGAAAAAUGUGUCUCAACAGAUGAAGUGAAUUCCCCAGUGUCCCCAUUCAGCUGGCAGCCACUGGAAAACCAGAAGGAUUCAAUGGAUGAGCAGCAUUGGCCAGAAACACAGCCAGUGAUUUGGCAGAAUGAAGAAAGAAGGAGAAGUAAACAAAUUAGAAAAGAGUAUUUCAAGUAUAAGUCUUCCAGAAAGAGUUCAAGUGGAAAUGAAAAUGAUGAGCAAGACAGUGAUAAUACUAAUGUGUCCCCACAGUCUCCUGUGUCGUCUGAGGAUUACGAAAGGACAGAUAGUAACACUCAUGGUCCAUUUGGUCUCAAACCAAGGUCAGCUUUCAGCCGUGCAUCACGUCAGGACUAUGGUGCAGUGGACCCUGGAUUUACAAUGAGGAGGAAAAUGGAGCAUUUAAGGGAAGAAAGGGAACAAAUAAGACAGCUUCGUAAUAAUCUUGAAUCAAGGUUAAAAGUAAUUUUGCCAGAUGACAUUGGAGCAGCAUUGAUGGAUGGAGUAGUUCUUUGCCAUUUAGCCAAUCACAUAAGGCCACGUUCUGUUGCCAGCAUUCAUGUACCGUCGCCAGCAGUGCCUAAACUCAGUAUGGCAAAAUGCCGAAGAAAUGUUGAAAACUUUCUUGAUGCUUGUAAAAAAUUGGGCGUUCCACAGGAGAGACUUUGCUUGCCUCAUCACAUUCUGGAGGAAAGGGGUCUGGUGAAGGUUGGCCUCACAGUUCAAGCUCUGCUUGAAUUGCCUACAUUGAAAGUAUCUCAGCUUUCCUCCAUGUGACGUGACUUCUUCGAAGCUAGACAACUUACCAUUCGAUCUGUUGAUCUGUAUUGCUCUGAGGCAGUUCAGCUUCCUACAUGGGAACAUCCAAGCCAUCAAAAACUAAUAUCUGCCCAGAUGCUGUAGAGAGCCUUACUUUGGAGUUGUACAUGAAAACCUUGGAGUCAGCUGACAGUUAAAAGAACAUAAUUAUUCUUUUUUUUUCUUUUUGUAAUUGGAUGCACAAAGAGAUGGUGGUAGCAUCAGUUUCUCUUUCCAGUUAAUUUAAGUUAAAAGCUGCCAUUUAACAUCUCACAGUGUUACAGUUAAAUGCUGGAUUUCUUUUCCUACGUUGAAAAUGGUGUUUGAAUUAUUUUAGAAGUAUAAAGCACAUUACCACCACUCCCCCCUGCCCCUUUACUCUUUCAAGUCAAUCAUUUGAUUUCCUUUACUCUUUCAAGUCAAUCAUUUGAUUUAAAGGUGAGACAAAAAUGUAGCCAUGGUAUGAUGGUAAAAAUGCGAGCGACUGAUCACUUGUAAUCCACUUUCACUCUCUCAGAAAGCUUAAUAUUUGUGUUCUUUAUUUUUUGCACUCCUGAUUGUAACUUACACACUUCUAACAUUGCCAGUAUUUAGUCUGAGUGUAUGGUGAUUACACAAAACAGUGUAUAAUGGGAAAAGGACACAUUUUACUGAGUUUUUUCCAGUCUUCUAGGUUGGUGCCAAAUAUUUUUUUCAGUUGUACUGUAGAUUGUUUACAUGUGAAGUGCCUGUGUAAUUGAUAACUCUUAAUAGUCUUAAACAUUUUUGAAAUUUCUUUGUUUAAAAUAGAUAAAAUGGAAAUUUUAAAAUAUUUUAAUAGGUUUUUGUAAAAUCAGUAUGUGAAGAUUUAAGUAAUACUUCACAUUUUUGAUGUUGGGUGUUUUAAGUUUGUUGCACAAUUUAAUUGGUUAUUUUGUUGUCUAAUAAUUAGAAAAUACUGUAAAUACUUUUUAUUUAUGAUAUUUAAUUUGAUAAUACCUAAUCACUUUUGGUUUAAUGUAUUAUUGGACAAAAAAAAGUUGUCUACUUUUCUUUGUUUGGGACAAACAAAUAUACAUGGUGAGUACGACAUGAGGACUAGUGAUGCAUACAGAGUAGUUUAGGACAUUUUGAUAAAACUGCCAAAAUCUCAGGUUUACGCUGUGACUUUCAGGAUUUUGUGUAAUAUUGCUCCUGAUCUCACAUUACGUUUUUACAACAGGUUUAUCCAUAAUUUAGUUGGGAAAUAUCAAUGUUUAUCUUUUUUAGUGUUUAUGGGAUUUAUUGUGUAAUUUACACAAGUGUGGCAUAGCACACAAAUCAGUUUGUACAAAUGUCACUGUGCUGAGACAUUAGAUUUUUCUGGAUAAAUGUGAAAAAGAAAAAUUUCCACUGUGGUGGUUUUUUGAAACGUAGGAGUUUAUGCAUUUGUUUGCUUCCGCACAAAUUCUCGGUGUUUUGAGAACAUUCUGAAACCAUACACAGUUGAGUUCUCUUGUCCCAACAAGUUGCAAAUAAUUUCAUAAUUUUAGUAAUAAAUCUGUUUGCAUUAGUUUGUUCUUCAUGAAUAGGUAGCUCAAUUAAUAAAAAAAAAAAAGGUUCUCACUGUCACAGAUUUUCUGUUUCAGGCUAAGUUGAUUUUGAUUGAGGGAUAUGUUUGCCAAGCAUGUAACAAGAUUUGAUUCUGUUCUUUCCAACUGAUCAAGACCCCACGUAAUAUAAUUCAUAACAGAAUGAGGGAGGGGUAUCGUUUACUCCUUACUUCAUUUACUAUAGUCCUUAAAAUCAAUAGCUGAAAGGAAAAGUAACCUCUUUCUGAUGACAAGACUUUAAAAAAAAAAAAAAGAUAAAUUAUUUUUAAAUCCAUCGCAACAAGCUGAUUCAUGUGUAAUAGUUAAAAACCACUAUUGUUUUUAUAGUAUUUUCUUAAAAUGCAGCUCAUGGAGAAGCUGGUGUAAAACUUAAUUUGCAAAGUCCUAGAUAUAAAUCUUAGGUUACAUAAAUAGUUGUUUAAGGAAACUGGAUUGCUUUGACCUUUGAAGUACAGUAUUUCAAAUCUCUCUGGUUUUUAAAUCAUUCACGUAAUACUCAUUUUAACAACUUCAAUCUCUAUUUUUCAUUAAAGACUGUAUCUGAAAAGUCAUGCUAAGACUAAAAUGAUAAAGUAAUAUAAUUCCUUGAGCAAAAUGCUUGUUUGCUACAUUUGAAGAACACAACCAUUCAAAAAAAAAAAAAAAGUUGGUCUUUCAAUUCCUUGCUAAGAUAUUGACAACAACAACAAAGUUCUAUUUUGGUAUGUUAGCCAUAGAAUUGCUAACUGUAAAUUGUCACUUUCAGUUAUCAGGCUUAAACUGAUCUACACUACUAUUUCAUUGUCAUAUUUAAAGAUGUUUUCUGAUCUUAAAGUAACUUUUUUCCUACUAUAACUGAAUUUAUAAAGUUAUAUCACAGUGUAAACAUUAAGAAUUCCCUUGAUGUAGCAUGCCAGAUGAUUACCAGGUUUUUUUAAGCUUAGCUUAUUUCCUAAGUAACUUGAAAACUGGAUAUGAAAUUAACAUACUCAUUUUAAACUGUAUCUCUGAAGUUGAAAACUACUAAAAUAACUUUUUUUUAAGUACUCUGGAAUUCUUCCCCACAAACUUGCUAGAAACAGUCUUACUUUGCCAUUCAUUGGAAAUUAUUAUGGCCAUGUUCAUGCUUAUGGGGAAGGAUAAUCGUGACUCUUCCAGGGCUUCCUUUUUAGCAUUGCAAAGAUUAAGGCCUUCAACUACCCUUAGGAGCAAUCUGAGAAAAGUUCCACUGUGCCUGGAUGAAUCUUUUCUCAUCUCUCUUUAGCUGCUUUUACAAAUAAUAAUAAUCUAAAGCCUUGCUAAAGUUGGCUGUUCCCGUUGUGAUUGGUUUUUUUAGGAGUAACUGCAAAAAAGAUGCUAAAAAAGUUUUGAGUUUUAAUUUUAAAGCAGCCCAUGGAAAUUGCUGCUGCCUGCCCUGUACAAGAAUUUGCCUACUAUUCCCUUUCUCCCUUUCCAUUUGAUUCCCAGCAUCUUCUUACUUAUUUUUGUUUGUUCACAGAUCUAGUGACUUGACAUUGUUCAUUACUGUAUGCCACUUUCCUCCUUCCUCUUUACUUUUUUUAAAGAAAAUGCUCCAAUGACACUGGUGACUUCUGAGAUUCCAGAAUCCCUGCUCCCAACAUUUAGUAUGUUUGAGAGAUCCUUUCCUAUUUUUAGGAUGCAAUGUCGUUACUUAAUACUCGGUACAGCUGAUAGGAUGGUUAAAAGCAGAGGCCUGCCCAAUUCCUAUAGUAGUUGCUCAGUUUUUACUUUGGAUGUGAAGAGGAGUCAAGCUUUAGGAAACUGCAUUAAGUUUUCCUAAUAAAUUUAAGAGUUAACUAGGGUGCUUUUCUUAUUGUGAAUGCUAUACAAAGUUACUACAAUAAUGUGGUGUGAACCAUAAAUUACUGAGUGAAUCAACAUACUGACAGGGCUUCUGGCCUUGUGUGUGUUUUCUAUUUUUAUGUCAUUGGAUGUGGUAUGUUGCACAUGAAUGAUCUUUCAUUUAAGCAAUAAUGUCCCAGAUAUUGUGAGAUCUUAAAGCAGUGGCAUUAGAAUAGUUGUAAAGUGUGGUGACUUCCCCCACAGUAUCUCAGAAAUGCUUUUCAUCUAUUAUAUAAUACUGCUAAUCCAGUGUGCUAGCUGGGGCACUGCUGAGGAUGCAGUAAACCAUCUAUACCCAUGUAUCUGGAGGCCUUCCAAAAUAUAAGAACUAAAAUAUCAUAAAAGAGGAAUACAUUUGAAACAAUAAAUAACUAUGACACAAAUAAUAAGAAUCUCUGGGUAAAAUCCUAGCUUCACUGAAGUCAAUGCAAGUUUUGCUCUUGACUUCAGUAAGGAUUUCACCUUUUUGAUUUAUGGAACACCCGAGGUGGAGCCCAUAGCAAACAUGGCUUAAACUUGUUUGACACUAGCAAAGCUUUAGUGUCAAAUUCUUGACUAAAAAUAGUGACCUCUGGUAAGUCAAAGGAAGCUUUAAAAUAUUACACUGAUUCAUUUAUUUAAUACAAAUUUUCUGAUAUGCCAUAUACAGUAUUAAGAUGGUAGGAAAAAUUGCUUUGAAGCACAGCUUUCAUAUUAUGGGAAGGUAUGUCACCUCAAUAAAAUUGCAGGUGAGGACUACCAUCAGUUUACUGCACUAAAAACUUUAUUUCAAAUAUCUUACCAUUUAGCAGCAGUCUUCUCAGAUUUUGACAUAAAUCUGUAGCCAAAUUCAAACAAAAAAUGAAAAGGCAUCUGUUUUCACUAAAACUGAAUUUCCAUGUCUCUUCUCAGUAUUGAAGAGAAGGACCAAGGUCUGACAUUUCUUUAUUCUGCUGAUUUUUUAAAUGCUUGUGUGAAAGGUAGUUGUAUCUAAUACAGCUGCAGUCUGCCUGUUUGUCUCGGAAUUGGUCUGUGUACCAAUGCAGAGAUAAAGCACAUUAAUAAUUCAGCUGAGUUCAACUGAAAGCAACUUGUGGAAGGUUUUAGCACUUUGCUGCAAAUAGGAGAUGAUUUUGUAUUGGUAAAUCAAAUUUCUCUUUUUCAUCUCUAAGUCAGGCUAAUGUAUGUGUUUCUUUCAAGAGGUACAUCAUAUUAAAGUGACCUCUACUUGAAAAACGAAAGCAAAUAAACAAAACACCACCCCAACACACAAAAAGCUGGUGAAAUAUUUCCUGUUUGUAGGUGACUCUUUGGAAUUUUAAAAAAGUCUUAAGACCAGGAAUGGGAAAGGCAAAGUAUAGUUGUCCAAGGAGAGAGUGCUCUGAGUUGAUCUCACACUGAAUCACUUCACAAUGAAAAGCCUUUAAUUUUAGUAGAGAAAGAAAUGUUUUGUAGCUGCUUCAUGGCAAGGGAGGCAGAUCCUUAAGUACAUGGAGCUUUCCGUAGAGGUUACAAUAACAAAUUUGGCAUGUUUGUUUUCUCAAAGACUAUAUGUUUUGGAUAGCUCUAUCCCAGUGCUGCAGAAUGCAGAAAACAUUGCCCAUUCCAAGCCCUGGGUAGGGUACCUAGUUGGUGCCAUUUGCACUACCCUCUGGCUUUGUGAUGAUGAGACUGCAACUUCGGAAGGAAACACCUUGCUUCAUGCUGCUGCCUCCUCCUGCAUAGGCUGCAGGUUCUUUUAAAUACAUGUUUGCAGUCUGGAUAAAACACUAAGGAAAGCAGUAACUUUACUUGAGAGUAAUAGAUAAGUAGAUGUUUGCCAGUAUUUAACUUCUACCCGCAAAGAAUGACAUAGUGAGACAGAGCAAGCUUGCUCUAGGAACUACAGAACUUCACUGAUUGGAAAUUGCACCAUGGCUCUUAACAGGUUAGUGUGUCACUUGUCCUCUUAUGUGAGUAAAUCAAAACAGUAGUACUGUUUCUUGUUCCAUAUGCAACACACUGUGGGAUAUAUGUAAUUCACUUACAAAUGGAAAGAAAAGCAAACUCUAUUUUUUAAUUAAGAAUUUUAUGGCACAGAUCUCUUUGGUAAAAUAACUAUGAAGGUAAAAAAAUUAUUCUCUUCCUGUGAAGAAAAUUUCUGCUGGUCUUGACUGUUAAAAUAGAGAACAUAUGUGAUUAACUGAAUUUUAGUUUAAACUUGCCACUGCACAGGAACAGUUCUGGUUCCUGUGUUUCUUAUAUAAUAAAAUGCCACUUUGCUUUAUUUGUCUUUAAGUAUUUCACGUAGUACAAUUCUGACAGCAUUAUUUUAAAGUUAUGGUUAUAUGCAGUAUUUGUUCCCUCAAUGUUUUUGAUCUUUUUUUUUUUUUUUAACAUGGGAGGCAAAGGGAGGCAAAAUUGCUAUAAGCUACCUGAUUAAUUUCUAUGGAAGGAAUAAAAGUUAUUAUAAAAAUGACAUAGUCAUUUUUAGUUCAAAUGUUUUAUAGCUGACUGCAUUUUCAAAGAAGAAUUUUUAAUAUGGUUUUUCCAUAUACAUUUAGAAUCUAAAUUUUAAACAAAACCAAAAAGUCUUUCCAGGACUCCUUUAGUAUCUUAGCAAAUAUUAAAGGAGAAUAAUAGCUCAAACUGACAGCAAAUUUAAUUGUUUUGGGAAACUUUCCCUUUUGGCAGUGUUAGGUUUAUGGUUGGACUUGAUCUUAAAGGUCUUUUCCAACCUAAAUGAUUCUCUGAUUCUAUGACUUCAGUGAGACCCGAAUGUCCCUCAGUAGUUUUCUAACUGAGCUACAACAUGAAGUCAGUGACUUAAAAUGAAUUCUUGGCACUAUGAGGAUUUCCUCACUUCUUUAAAUGAAAUAUGGCAAACGUAACCUUUUUUUUUUUCCACAAUAGUUUUAUGAAGGCAGGUUGUGAAACAGAAUAUUUGGAAAUAAUCACAAGGAUACCUUUUUGUUUCAUUUUUAAAUAUGAGUGAACCAGUGAAAUAUUUCCACAACUGCUAUAUUUGUUUAGGAUUUGGUCGUGCCAUUCCUGGCAUGGGAACUCCCAUUGUUCAGUAUUAGUAUGCUUUCUGGAGCAUGUGCAAGAUUGUGCUCUUCACAUGCAAAUGUUAAUACAGUUGUGUUUCCUGAAUUGAUGUGUUACAUUAAGCAUGGCUGCAACUGUGGGAAUUCUUAGCUGCAACUGUUCAUGUCUGUUGCAGCAGCAGGUGAUGCAAGGCUUUGAUUCCCAUGAGGGGCAUAUGCAGGCAUUGCAAAAGGGUUGUUUGGUGGAUUAUGUUGGGAAUAAUGUGAAUAGUUUUUACUAUUAUGUAAUGUGUAGAACAAGGAAAAUGUGAUUGCUUUACGAUUAUCAUUCUGUUGGUAUUCAGUUAUUUUAUUUCGUAACUCGUGAUUAUAAAACUCAGAAAAUGCAAUGUAACCAAAUGAUCAAUAUGUAAAUGUGUGCAGGACAUGACAGAAGUAGUUCUGAGGCACAGCUGGAGAGUGAUCAUUUACAAAUAGAUGCUUAAAUUGUGUAUAUAUUUGCAACAUCUUUGAUAGUGCAUUUUAAUUCAUUCUGCGUUUCAUAUUCUUGUAAAGUACAUCUUCCACACUUACGAAGAUUGUCUACUUGUACAUACUAAGUCUUUUUUCAGGACUUCCAUUAUUGCUGGAGCUUCCAACAUAUAUGUUUCUUUUGAAAAAUGUUCCUACUGUUAUUUUUUUGUAAAUAGUUUUUUGUAUUAAAUUUGCAUGGAUAAACCCCACAUUUCUAAAACCAGUGUACAUACUCUGUGUAUAAAAUACAAACUGUUUCAUACCUUUCAUGCAGUCAAGUUAUUCAAUUUGAUUUCACUUCAGUUUUUAUGUAUUUGUUGUAAGUAAUAAGAAUUUGUUGUAUGUUCUUUCAAACAUUUUUGUUGCAGUUUUGAUAGAUAAGUGACCUGCCUCAUGACAUAUCAGGAAACAUGUUCUUUUAUAGUGACAAACAAAAGAAAUGUUAACUCUUAUUCCAGGGAAAUACAUGAUGCUUUUACAUAUGAAGCAUGUUAGGACUUUGGUUUUGACCAACAGGGACGUAAGUGGUGAGAACACAUGAAGAUAAAGAUGCCUUUACUUGUAGCAGGGUCUUUAUAUAUUUACACACUUCCCUGUCUUACACAAUGUGAAAACCACCCAGUGUCUUAGAGCAUAUGUAUCUGGAACAACAUAGUUUUUUGAAUCUUGCUAAUAAUAAGCUUAAUCCAGUACAGAAACUCCUACUGACAGAGGUGAUCUGCUUCCCUUCUGUUCCCUGGAUUGGAUCUGGCAAUAGCACAGAUAACCUUGUGUGUGGUUUGCAGUCAUUAAUUGCUAGAUCCAGCAUUAGGGAAACAGAACUGCCGGUGUUUGGAGCUGUAGUUAAGUUAGGUUAUUCAAAUGUAGAUUAAAAUAGAAUUCUAUCCAAGGAAAUUGAUUUUACCUUAAUUUCUUUCUGUUUAUUUAAAGAUCUGGAUAAUUUUAUUAUUAGACCUGAAUAUUGAAACUAAGAAUUCUCUUUUGAGAGAUGUUUUUCCCUGUGAGACUUUUCAUUCUGCACCUGCAUGCACCCAGCUGUUCUUUGUUUCCUGAUGAAGCACAAUUUGGGACUAUAAAGCAGAAAUUGAGGAACAGCACUACAAAGAAAUUGAACACCACCCCUCAACAAAGGCAUCUAAACAGUUGGAACUUUUUUUGCAGUUAUUGACGAGGGGUUUGUGGUUGAAACGUUCUGUUUUUCAGUUACCAGCUAUAAAGAAAACUUUACUAUUAUGAAAAGGCUUUUCAGGUCUACAAAGGAAAUGGUACCAUGUGCAGAGGCCUCUGUUCCAGGCUGGACUCCAUGAACCAUCAGAUUCCUGUCUGGCUUUGGUCAUCUUCAUGGGGAGGGUCACUGUUGAAUAAGGAAGUGUUGUAAGCAAAAAAAAUCUGCGAUUUCUACAUGAGAUGUAUCGAGAGAAAUGUAAAAUUCAUGAAGCUUUGCAGUGUAAUUUUUUUAUUUGAGCUUGGUACAUUUGAUCAGGGUGCCAUAAGUAUGUAUCAGCUGUGGAUAAUAUGGUUCAGGCAUGGACUCUGUUCACGGGGUCAUGAGGUGUUAAAAGUUUUGUAAGUGGCAGGCUCCAGCUAUAAACAAAACAUAGAUAGCUUACUACACCUGCCUCGGUAAAGGUGUCUGCUGCUGGCAGGCUGCAUUGAUUCCAGCAGGAUUUGGGAACUCAUGGCACUGAAUAAAUUUUAUAGAUCUUUAUUGCAGUGCUUCCUCCACCCAGUGAUUCUUCAUGAGUAGUUCUUAGGUCCAUAUGGGUCUUGCUGACUGCAGUAACCUUUUCAGAUGUCACACUGAGCUUUUUCAGCUUCUAUUUCCUAAAUCAAAGAUGGUGAACUACUGCGAAAUAGAACUUUUUUGUUUUCCGUUCAGACUUGAAAUCUGCAUCUCCCUCCAUAGUCUGUCAGAUACCUGCAGCGUAUGUUCUCAUGCUGUAUCUGCUUUUACAGUCUCUCUUCAGUGUCCUGCUUACAGACCAGUUGUACAUCUUGUUGUCUUCAGCUGAUGGUUUGCAUUGGUUAAGAUUCAUUGUUAUGACGGUAGCCUUUUAACUUUCCUCUCUGAUUAAGACAUAUCUACACCAGUGGUGGAUAUAACUACAAUGCCCCAGGCUAGCAUCACUGUUCUGAUUCUUAGUUUGUGGAAACUGAGAGUUUAAAAAAAAAAAAAAAAGAAAAACAACAAAAAAACCCACCUCAUCCAUUGUUUCACAGAAUUCUCCUGUUUCUGGUUCUGUGUUCAAACACAUUAAUCAGGUCCUCUGAGUGGCUACAAAUAUCACUCAAAUGUCUGUUAGAACCCUUCCAAGAAUAUUUUUUAAAAAGUUUGAAGUUUAAUGUUGCAAUGACUUUAGCAGAUUAAACCUAUUUGCAAAAUGUGUAUGUAAUUAUUUGUGGUUUUAAUUAGUUAGGCCUCUAAUAAUGGAAAUCUCAUGCUAAUAAUAUUCUGAUUAUAUAGCCAAAGAGUAGAUUAUAAUAUGAAUAUCUAGUUUUCACAGCUAUAACACAUUGCCUUCAGAACUGAAUGAUGCAUAACUCAGCACAAUAGCUCAUAGCUACUAGUAAGGGCAAUAUAAGAAGAAUUAGAACAUGUUAAUUUUUCUGAAAUUCACAGGUGAUUGUUAAAGGUUUGACUUUGUAUCAUCUUAACAUAGUUUUCAUUAUAGUGGGGAAGUGGAACAACUAGACUGUAUGUGGAACCUCUGUAGGUUUUUUAUUAGUUAACAUUUAAAUGUGACAAACUUAACUGGAAUACUUGUAUUUUUCAGCAACUCAAUAAACAUCUAUCUUUGGAGUAUUAUAA
Harpia harpyja (harpy eagle) is the source of this 12132-nucleotide messenger RNA. RefSeq names its product leucine rich repeats and calponin homology domain containing 2 (gene LRCH2). The transcript is spliced from 22 exons. Gene Ontology annotation, molecular function: protein binding. Lineage: Eukaryota; Metazoa; Chordata; Aves; Accipitriformes; Accipitridae. The coding region runs from base 68 to 2371 and encodes 767 amino acids. The record is from RefSeq and is a predicted model, not a curated record.